UCUGAUCCAUGGCUCCUGCAAUGUUGACCGGCUCCCUUCCUCUGUGUGUGUGUCUCCUGCUGACCCCCGGCUUUGCUGACGCAGGCCGGCUGCUGGUGGUACCCAUGGAUGGGAGCCACUGGUUUACCAUGCAUUCGGUUGUGGAGAAACUCAUCCACAGAGGGCAUGAGGUGGUCAUAGUCAUGCCAGAGGUGAGUUGGCACAUAGAGAAAUCUCUCAAUUUUACGGUAAAGACAUAUUCUACGUUUUACACUCUGGAGGAGCUGGAUCCUCAGUUCAACAUUUUCUCUGAGGCUCACUGGAAAGGUCAGGAACAAAGUUUACUUUCUACGUUGCUGACUUCAUCUGGUGAUAGUUUUAUUGAACACUUUUACUCACAUUGUAGGAGUCUGUUUAAUGACGCCAAGUUAGUAAAAUACCUAGAAGAGAAUUCUUUUGAUGCCGUCUUUCUGGAUCCUUUUGAUAUGUGUGGCUUCAUUGUAGCCAAAUAUUUUUCCCUCCCAUCUGUGGUCUUCACCAAGGUAGUAAUUUGCCACCAUCUUGAAGAGGGUACGCAGUGUCCCAGUGCUCCUUCCUAUGUUCAUAGAUUUCUCUCAGGGUUCCCGGACACCUUGACUUUCAGGGAGAGAGUGCGGAAACAUAUCUUCUACUUCGAGGAAUAUUUAUUUUGCCGCUACUUCAUCAAAAAUGUUUUAGAAUUUGCUUCUGAGAUUUUCCAAAAGACGGUCACAGAAUAUGAUCUCUUAAGCCAUACGUCAAUUUGGUUGUUACGAACUGACUUUGUGUUUGACUAUCCCAAACCGGUGAUGCCUAACGUGAUCUUCAUCGGCGGUAUCAACUGCCAUCAGGGAAAGCCACUGACAAAGGUGAGUUACCUUUCCUGUAGCAUAUUCAGAAUAAUCUGGCGAUGGACCUAA
Equus quagga is the source of this 917-nucleotide messenger RNA. Its product is annotated as UDP-glucuronosyltransferase 1A10-like. The coding region runs from base 9 to 917 and encodes 302 amino acids. NCBI's taxonomy places the organism in Eukaryota, Metazoa, Chordata, Mammalia, Perissodactyla, Equidae. The record is from RefSeq and is a predicted model, not a curated record. The transcript has a single exon. Gene Ontology annotation, molecular function: UDP-glycosyltransferase activity.